GCUCCAGCUCGCCCCCUAAUUUCUUGUUGCCUCUCCAGCCCGGCCCCUGCUCUCUCUCUGCCUCUCCAGUGCUAUGAGAGACACAGAAAUCUUCACUUUGCUCGCCCUGGUGAUGCUGGUACAGUGUAAUCAAGUGCCAGUGAAGGACACCCCGCAUGCCCAGGUCCCUGUCAUGUACCCAUGGCGGCCGGUGGCAAGAGGCGAUGGGCUGCAGCGAGUGAAGAGAGCCUGGGUCAUUCCCCCCAUCAGCGUCUCCGAGAACACCCGCAAGAUCCCCCUCCCCUUAGUGCAGAUUAAGUCAGACCAGCUGAUCCCCGGGGAGGUGAUUUACAGUAUUAAAGGCCCUGGUGUAGAUGAGGAGCCCAGAGGGAUAUUCACCAUUGACGCUGACUCGGGGCAGGUGCUGCUGAUGACGGUGCUGGAUCGCGAGGAGAAAUCCAGUUAUAAGAUUAAAGCUUACGCUGUGAAUAUGUCGGGGAAUCCCCUUGAGGAUCCCACCGACCUGGAGAUCAUUGUCAUUGAUCAGAACGAUAACAGGCCCGUCUUUGACCAGCAGCACUUCAUUGGCCAUGUCCUGGAGGGAUCUCCCCCUGGAACUCUGGUGAUGCAGAUCGCUGCCUCUGACGCUGAUGACCCUCAGACAGACAACGCCGCGUUGCAGUUCUCCAUCCUCGGCCAUAGCAAAGGCCUCUUCCGUAUCGACCCCGUCACUGGGGAAAUCCGCACUGUGGGGGUGGGGCUAGACCGAGAGACCAUCUCCACAUAUAACCUGACGCUGCAGGUCGCUGACCUCUCUGGGGUCGGCCUCGCCAACACAGCCAGCGCCAUCAUCUUCAUCACUGACCUCAACGACAAUGCCCCACACUUCACUGCCAGCGAGUUUGCUGUGGCAGUGACUGAGGACACAGUGGGACAGGAGGUGGGCAGAGUUAGUGUGGAGGACAAGGAUGAGGCUGGGACCAGGAACUGGCUGGCAAACUACACCAUCGUCAGCGGCAACCAGGAUGGGCAUUUCAGCAUCAGCACCGACCCCCACACCAACCAGGGUAUCGUCUUGGUGGAGAAGAGCCUGGAUUACGAAGCCGUGGCCGACUAUAGCCUGACUGUGACGGUGCAGAACUGGGCAGAACUGUGGGCUGGAGCCUCACCAUCAAGUCAGCCCUCGGCCAGGGUCAUCAUCACGAUCACAGACGUAAACGAGCCCCCCCGCUUUCAGGACGACCCCCGCAACCUGCUGGUCCCCGAGGGAUCAACAGCAGGAACCGUCCUGACUGUAUACACAGUGACUGACCCUGACAGAGAACAACAGCACAACAUCAGUUACAGUAUUCAGUAUGACCCGGCUGACUGGUUGCUGGUUGAUCCUGAGACAGGUGAAGUUGUUCUGCGGCAGGUGGUGCUGCGCAGCUCCCCGUACCUGCGGCACAACCGCUACACGGCGAUCAUCGCCGCCGUCGACCACGGCUUCCCCCCGCACACGGUGAUUGGGACUCUGAACAUACACAUCACCGAAGUGAAUGACUUUCCGCCGCUGCUGUUCCCCGGAGCGGGAACCCUGUGCCGCGGGACUGGCGCGGGCGCUGGAAUGCUGAUCUGGGCCACGGAUCAGGAUCAGGAGCCGCACGCGGAGCCCUUCCACUUCCAGUUACUUCCUGACUCGGAACCACUGCACAACUGGACGAUCACAGCGCUCAACGACACACACGCCGUGCUGGGGAUGCUGAGUGCUAUGCCUGAAGGGUUUUACCAGGUGGGGGUGAGAGUCAGUGACUCGGGGGAGCCAUGCCAGGAGUUCGAACAGAGCCUGAAUGUGACGGUGUGUGUCUGUGGGGACAGAGGCCGCUGUGAAGCCAUCGCUGCCGCUUUCCAUGGCUCCCAUGUGGGCGUCAGCCUGGGGGCCGCCAUCAUCAUCCUCACCAGCUUCUUUCUGCUGUUCUUGAUGGUGAUGGUCAGCCUGUGCUGGAACGGGCGACGGGGACACAAGGCGUUGCUGAGCGACUCUGACAGUGACAUCAGAGACAAUGUCUUAAACUACGAUGAGCAGGGCGGCGGCGAGGAGGACCAGGAAGCCUACAAUCUGGAGCAGCUGCGGGACCCGGACAGAGUGUUCCCAGCUCCCGCUAGAGGGAAGCCCCCUCUCCGCAGGGAUGCUCCCUACAACCACAGCCCCGCAGUGUACCCCCGCAGGCCACCCGCUGAUCCCAGCGAUAUAGAGGAUUUCAUCAAUGGGGGAUUGGAUGCUGCUGACAAUGACCCCAACGCCCCUCCCUAUGACAUGGCUCUGAUCUAUGACUAUGAGGGUGAGGGCUCUGUGGCUGGGACCCUCAGCUCCCUCGCCUCCGCCUCCGCCGAGGACCAGCAUGAUUACGAUUACCUGAAUGACUGGGGCCCUCGCUUCAGGAAGCUGGCCGACAUGUAUGGAGAACACUAAUGCCCGCUCCCGGGCUGAUUCCCAAUAGCAAUGCAAACUCUCAUCCUGAACUCUGACCCUAUCCCAAGCCUGGACACUGCUUGUGACUGUAGUCAGCCUGCUCGGGGGGUGGGUGGGUGGCUGUGUCUGCUCUAAAGGGUCGGCUUAUGGGGAUGGAUAUUGGGGUUUGCUGUUUAUAGGCAGGGGAGAGAGAGAGAGAGGGAAUGUGGGAGACAGAGAAAGAGGAAUAUGGGAGAGAGAGAAAUGUGGGAGAUGGAUAGAGAAAUGUGGAAGAGAGAAAGGGAAUGUGGGAGACAAAGAGGAAUAUGGGAGAGAAUGUGGGAGAUGGAAAGAGAAAUGUGGGAGAGGGGGAAUGUGGGAGAUGGAGAGGAAUGAGAGAAAGAGGGGAUGUGAGUGUACAGAUGCACAAUGUACACAAUAUAUUAGUUGUAAAUUAUGCAGAAAGUACUGGGAAGAAUGUGCACAAUUCACUCACACAUUCAAUGUUUCACACCAACUGGGUUUAUAUGCAGUGUCUUUCAGCCCAGGUAUAUACUCAGUGUGUAAUGGGGUUUGGGUGUAUAUUCAGAGUGUAACGGGGUCUGGGUGUAUAUUCAGAGUGUAACGGGGUCUGGGUGUAUAUUCAGAGUGUAACGGGGUCUGGGUGUAUAUUCAGAGUGUAACAGGGUCUGGGUGUAUAUUCAGAGUGUAACGGGGUCUGGGUGUAUGUUCAGAGUGUAACGGGGUCUGGUGUAUAUUCAGAGUGUAACAGGCUCUGAGUGUAUAUUUCAGUGUCUUGCAGCCCUGAGUGUAUAUUCAUGAGUUUUUUUAAUGCAUUGAGAUUUUUGAACAUUUGCUGAUAUUUCUGUGCAAGUUUCAUUCAACUUUAAUCAUUAAAAAGCUGGAAUCUU
This is a messenger RNA of Callorhinchus milii (elephant shark), 3321 nucleotides long. It is a transcript of the gene cdh15, whose product is annotated as cadherin 15, type 1, M-cadherin (myotubule). Gene Ontology annotation, cellular component: catenin complex; plasma membrane; adherens junction. Bases 74 to 2431 code for a protein of 785 amino acids. The record is from RefSeq and is a predicted model, not a curated record. The transcript has 14 exons. Gene Ontology annotation, biological process: cell morphogenesis; multicellular organism development; calcium-dependent cell-cell adhesion. NCBI's taxonomy places the organism in Eukaryota, Metazoa, Chordata, Chondrichthyes, Chimaeriformes, Callorhinchidae. Gene Ontology annotation, molecular function: cadherin binding; calcium ion binding.